Oryzias latipes (Japanese medaka) is the source of this 2419-nucleotide messenger RNA. Its product is annotated as BTB/POZ domain-containing protein 6-B. Lineage: Eukaryota; Metazoa; Chordata; Actinopteri; Beloniformes; Adrianichthyidae. Gene Ontology annotation, cellular component: cytosol. Gene Ontology annotation, biological process: neurogenesis. The record is from RefSeq and is a predicted model, not a curated record. Gene Ontology annotation, molecular function: protein binding.
UCCUGGCCGUUCACAGCGAGGGGGGGGGUCAGGACGGGGAAACAGCAGUAAAAAUAGAGAGGAGCUCCGGACUUGGCACCACUAACGGUUCCUCCGGGGUUCGUGAGCUCCGGUUCUCCAACGGAGACUGGAACCGAGGAGGAAGGGGAAGGACGUCCGAGGAUUACCGAGACUUGGGGGGGUUCCGUCCGGAUUACCGGGUGAAAGGGGGAGAGUGACGGCGCUAUGAGGACGGAGGUCUGGCAUCGCAGAGCGAGCUGACCUCCUAGAACCGCCGCAGCUCCGGAGGGAACGGAGGGAGGCCCGGGCGGAAACUUCCUUCACGGCGGAUCUGAAGCGGCGCUGACCCCCCGAAAGAAGAGCGAACACCGGGCAGGAAAGCCCUCCGGUUCCCUCCGAACUCCGCCGGGCGGGAGGCCGAUGCCCGCGGCAGACCGUCGCCUGCUCCGCCAUGGCCGGAUCAUGAGGUGUCUGACGUUCCUGCUGCUGCUGCCAGAGGCGCUGAAGAAGUCCCGGAGGCUCCCGGGCGGGCUCCCGGUGUGCUACGACAUCCUUCCGCUCUCCAGCUCCAAGAGGAAGCAGCAGAAGAAGAAGAUGGCUGCGGAGCUGUACCCCGCGGACAGCACCAACAACGCCAACCUGGCCAACGGCACUACGGUAGCGGACGCCGAGAAGACCAAGGAGGUGCAGCUGUGCGCACCGAGCGGCGGCAGCGGCAGCGGCGCCACCAGCCCGACCGCCCAGCAGAACGUCAACAACAACAACGUGGAGCCGGCCAGCUGGCAGUGCAGCCACCCCACGCUCCGGGAGAGGAACGCCUUGAUGUUCAACAAUGAGCUGAUGGCUGAUGUCCACUUCAUUGUGGGGCCCUUGGGGGCCUCCCAGAGGGUGCCGGCACACAAGUAUGUGCUGGCCGUGGGAAGCUCCGUCUUCUGUGCCAUGUUUUACAGCGAUUUGGCGGAGGAGGAGUCAGAAAUACAUAUCCCAGAUGUGGAGCCUGCUGCUUUUCUAAUUCUGCUGAAGUACAUGUACAGCGACGAGAUCGACCUGGAGGCAGACACGGUGCUGGCCACCCUGUAUGCCGCUAAGAAGUACAUCGUCCCGGCACUGGCCAAGGCCUGCGUCACCUUCCUGGAAACGAGCUUGGAGGCCAAGAACGCCUGCGUGCUGCUGUCCCAGAGCCGGCUGUUCGAGGAGCCCGAGCUGACGCAGCGCUGCUGGGAGGUGAUCGACGCCCAGGCGGAGUUGGCACUGCGCUCAGAGGGCUUCUGUGAGAUCGACCUGCUGACGCUGGAGAUCAUCCUGCAGAGGGAAACGCUCAACACCAAGGAGGUGGUGGUCUUUGAAGCGGUUAUGAACUGGGCUGCAGCCGAGUGCAAAAGACAAGGCUUAGGGCCCACCACCCGCAACAAGAGGGAGGUGCUGGGAAGGGCGCUGUUCCUGGUGCGCAUUCCCACCAUGAGCCUCGAGGAGUUUGCAAACGGAGCGGCGCAGUCGGAUAUUUUGACUCUAGAGGAGACUCUGAACAUGUUCCUGUGGUACACGGCGGCCAACAAGCCCGAUGUGGACUUCCCCCUGACCGUGAGGAAGGGCCUGCUCCCUCAGAGAUGCCACCGCUUUCAGUCCUCGGCGUACCGGAGCAAUCAGUGGCGCUACCGAGGUCGGUGCGACAGCAUCCAGUUCGCAGUGGACAAGAGGAUCUUCAUCGCUGGUUUGGGUCUGUACGGCUCGAGCGGCGGCAAAGCAGAGUACUGCGUCAAAAUCGAGCUGAAGAGACAGGGGGUGACCUUGGCCCAGAACCUGACCAAGUUUGUGUCGGACGGGUCGAGCAGCACGUUCCCCGUGUGGUUUGAGCACCCCGUUCAGGUGGAGCAGGACGCCUUCUACACGGUGAGCGCCGUGCUGGACGGCAACGAGCUGAGCUACUUCGGGCAGGAAGGCAUGACAGAGGUGCAGUGUGGGAAGGUGACGUUCCAGUUCCAGUGCUCCUCUGACAGCACCAACGGCACCGGAGUGCAGGGCGGACAGAUCCCCGAGCUCGUGUUCUAUGCAUGAGCCGCAGAGGAGCGCUUCCUGCUCGCCCCCCAGUCGUCACACUUAUGUAGCGUUAAGGACACCCGAGGAACGUCCCAGUCAGGGACUCGUGUUUCUGAGAGUCGACGUCUUAUCUUAUUUAACUUAUUUUCUUAUUAUUAAUAUUUAAAUGAACUUUAUUGGUUCUGAUGUAACCGCAGCUGGAACAACAUUACGUUACAUAAUCAGCUGAGCUUUAGGAGAGAACGCAUGGGCAGCGCUUUGCAUUGUGGGAGUCCGUGUGUGAUGUGGACGGCGUUUGUACACGACGGCUUGAUGCCGCUCAACAACACCAGUUCUGUAUGACAAUGCUGACAAUAAAAACAUGCAGGUUGGAGCCAACACA